UAAGAGUGCCUAGGGAGGUGUGUUAUAGAAAAUCAGUGAGGGUUUAUGCAAAAGAAAGUGAUGUCAAGGCUGCGUUCUUUGCAAAGCAGCCUAUGUUUGUGCUUCUGUAUAAAGAUGCUUAUUUCAACACUAACGAACUUAAUGAUUCUUUGCCUAGUGCUGUCGAAUCUCUUUUGCAGGACUUCAAGGAUGUGUUUCCAGAUGACGUUCCUAAUGGUUUACCACCAAUAAGAGGAAUCGAGCAUCAAAUUGACUUCAUUCCUGGUGCAACAAUUCCAAACCGACCAGCAUAUCGUAGCAAUCCCAAUGAGAUGAAAGAACUUCGAAGGCAGGUCGAAGAACUCAUGAAAAAGGGACAUGUGAGAGAAAGCAUGAGUCCAUGUCCAGUUUCAGUGCUACUUGUGCCUAAGAAGGAUGGGACUUGGCGUAUAGUGGAUAUCAUCGGAUUAGGAUGAAGGAA
This is a messenger RNA of Rubroshorea leprosula, 460 nucleotides long. NCBI's taxonomy places the organism in Eukaryota, Viridiplantae, Streptophyta, Magnoliopsida, Malvales, Dipterocarpaceae. The record is from the annotation of a GenBank genome assembly.